Ogataea polymorpha is the source of this 1032-nucleotide messenger RNA. RefSeq lists its product as uncharacterized. NCBI's taxonomy places the organism in Eukaryota, Fungi, Ascomycota, Pichiomycetes, Pichiales, Pichiaceae. Gene Ontology annotation, biological process: transmembrane transport. Gene Ontology annotation, molecular function: transmembrane transporter activity. Gene Ontology annotation, cellular component: plasma membrane. The record is from RefSeq and is a predicted model, not a curated record. The annotation marks the transcript as partial. The transcript has a single exon.
GGUAUUGGCUUCCUGGCGCUGCUCCAUGUUGUGUGGUACAUCGAGGUGCGUCGUCGCAUCCCGCUCAGCUCGUUGAUACUGAAACAGGUCAUUGACGUUGCCCACAAGAACCCCGUCACAUGGAAGGUAUCUGCCUGCGGCACGCUCGUUUCCGCCGUGUUUAGUCUGGCCACCGUUAUUGCCGCUUAUGGAACGAUGGUGAAAUGGGGACUGGACGAUACCGGACAGCUGAAGAACAAGACCAUGUUUGUGGCAAUGGGUAUGUUUGUGCUGUUCACAGGCACCUUCAUCGCUGAAGUGCUGAAGAACGUGCUGCAUUCGACGGUCGCCGGCGUCUACGGCUCGUGGUACUACCUCUCGCACGCAGACAGGUGUCCGAAAAACGCCGGCUUUGCGGCCUUCAGGCGUAGCGUGACGUACUCAUUCGGCUCCAUCUGCUUUGGCUCGCUCAUUAUUUCUGUCAUUCAGACACUCAACAGCGUGGCAGGCCUAGCCAAGCACUGGGCAGCCCAGGACGGGGGAUUGGCAGGCUACAUUGGUUUUUACAUCAUCGAGAUCUUCGCUUCUAUUAUGGAGUCUAUGGUGAGAUGGCUCAACGAGUACGCGUAUUCACUGGUGUCGCUCUACGGACUCGACUUUCUGCACGCUGCGCGCGGAGCAUUCGCGCUCGUCGAGCAAAAAGGUCUCAGUGCGCCCAUCAACGACUGUCUCAUCAACACAGCGCUGGGCCUAUACUCUCUGUUUGUGGCGCAAAUGUGCGGUAUCGUGUCGGUGCUCUUCGUCUUCACCACGCAGCCUGCCUGGGCCCAGAACACCGAGGGCGUGGUGGACGUCAAUAUGGGGGUUGUUUUGGUGGUGCUGUUUGCUAGCGCGUUCGGGUUCUUUGUUGCCAAUGUUGCCACCAGCGUUGUGCACAGCGGUACCGUCACGUUCUUUAUCAUGCUCGCCAAAGAUCCUGAGGUCUACAAGGCGACGCACCCCGACGAGUUUGCUCGGGUUUUUGCAGUGUAUCCUGACGUCGAGCGGAAGCUG